Aspergillus heteromorphus CBS 117.55 is the source of this 1421-nucleotide messenger RNA. RefSeq names its product putative mitochondrial ornithine carrier protein AmcA/Ort1 (gene amcA). NCBI's taxonomy places the organism in Eukaryota, Fungi, Ascomycota, Eurotiomycetes, Eurotiales, Aspergillaceae. Gene Ontology annotation, biological process: mitochondrial L-ornithine transmembrane transport. The transcript has 2 exons. Gene Ontology annotation, molecular function: L-ornithine transmembrane transporter activity. The record is from RefSeq and is a predicted model, not a curated record. The coding region runs from base 332 to 1321 and encodes 329 amino acids.
CGAAUGUUCACCCCCACUAUCGUCCACCUUCCGCUCCCCUGCCCUCUUGGCCUUUUGGGCUCGUUUUCUUGCUUGCCCCUGCAAGCGAUGCUCCCUCAUCGCUGAUUUUAUCGCGCGUGGUUUGGGCACACCAAGGAAAACCCCUCGUCGACACACCGCCCCUCCGAGAUUCUGUCGGCCUUAAAUACUCUCGACCCUCUUUCCUGAACAGCUUGCGGCACUCUACAAUGUUCAUCCGAUAGAACUCCUCUCCUACCCUGCCCCCCCUUCCUCUUUGUAUAUUCCGAUAUAUUGCGCUUCGAGAUCUGAACCGCUCGGUCCCCCUUCCCUUAUGGCGGCCGCUGAACACACGAUAGCAAUCGACAAUGAAACGGCGAUGGAGCUCCCCACACUUCCGCCCAAUCAAGGCCUCGAAGCCUUCAAAGAUAUAGUUUUCGGAUCUGCUGCGGGGAUGGCGGGCAAAGUGAUCGAGUUCCCCUUCGACACCGUCAAAGUACGACUUCAAUCGCAGCCGGAUCACCUUCCUCUGAGAUACCAAGGGCCUUUGGAUUGUUUCCGCCAAUCAUUCCAGGCGGAUGGUCUACGCGGGCUUUACCGUGGCAUCAGCGCACCCUUGGCAGGGGCUGCCGUGGAGAACAGCUGCCUGUUUUUCAGCUACCGUAUUAUCCAGGAUAUAUUGAGGGCCACCUUCUACACCUCGACCGACGUGCUGCCUUUUCCCGCCCUAGUUCUGUGCGGCGCUGCAUCUGGGUCCAUCACCUCGCUUGCACUUACUCCCAUUGAGCUCAUUAAGUGCAAAAUGCAAGUUCCUCUCGCGGGUACCAACGCAACGGCGCCGGGACCUUUGGCUCUUGUUGCGUCCGUCUUUCGCCAAGACGGUAUUCUUGGUUUCUGGCGCGGUCAGCUGGGAACGCUGAUCCGCGAGACAGGUGGGGGUGCUGCCUGGUUCGGAGGCUACGAAGGGGUCUCGGCACUGUUUCGCGCCACUCGUGUCCCAUCUGCUGAGGUCGGUCAAAGCAAAACGGAUGCCGAUAAGCUUCCACUUUGUCAGCAAAUGAUCGCAGGUGCAGCGGCCGGUGUCAGUUAUAACUUCCUGUUCUAUCCUGCCGAUACAAUCAAAUCACGCAUGCAGACUGAGGAUAUCACCCAUGUGGCACACCAUGGCGAACGACAGACAUUCUGGGGGGUUGCCAAAGCUCUGUGGCGACAGCAAGGGCUAAGGGCCUUAUAUCGAGGUUGCGGUAUAACAGUUGCCCGGUCGGCCCCCAGCUCAGCCUUUAUCUUCACUGUGUAUGAAGGUCUACGCACUCAUUUUGCCUAGACCUUGUAUGGCCCAACAUUACUGCACCGCUUCUAUCCUUCGGUUCUUUUUUUCUUGACUCUUCAGCUGUUUUCUCCCGCUUCCCCCCCCCCCCCCCCCC